GUUAGUUGUCUUUGUCUCGAUAACAAAGGAAUGUGUGUAAUGAAGUGGAGUAGCCUAGGCAUGUUAUGAGAUUCGUUAUACGUACUAACAACUGUUAUAAAUAGGUUAUGUAGUGUAUAUAGGUAUAUGUUAUAAUUUAAAAUCCUAAUACAGCAUGUGCUAGUGUGUUCGUGUUACCACAUUAUAGAUUUUUAACACCAUGGGCUGCCUGUGGUCGAGUCAGGGUACGCAAGUCUGCCAAAGGUGCAAUCGUCGAGAAGUAAACAACCUUGUUAUCAUCGAUAAUUUGUGUGAGAUAUGUAUCCGCCAAGCUGCUUCACGCUCUUAUUGUUCCAACAAUACAGUCCAAGCAAGGAAACGUGCUUAUUACGGCGAGUACAAAUGCGUAUGCGGUCGAUUCUGGCCCAGCCGUCUGUCUUGGAAAGACGCCUACCAGAUCUGCAAGCGCUGCAAGAGACAAGUGUACCCUCAUUCGCAGAGAGAGUUACUUGAUUCCGAUUUAUCAGGCACAAACGAGAAUACGGUAGAGCACGAAAAAGAGUUGUGCCAAAUGUGUCAGCAACUGGGUGAAUACUGUGGUUACCGCGCGCGCGCCGCGGCCCGAGGACACGCUUCCAGAUCUAGGUCAAGAAGUGUCCCCAGAACUCAGCACCGUUGGAAGUAAUAUUCUUAUUAUACAUAAACAGCCUAUACAGGGUGUUAGUGACAUCGUAACGAAAACUUUGAAGGAUGAUUCAGGCUAUGAUUCUGAGUGGAAUUUUCCGUCGCAAAAGUAUGGAAUGGAAAAUAAUUCAAGAAAACACAAAAAUUUUCAUGAAUUUUCCGACAGGAAAUUCCACUCAGAAUCAUGGUCUGAAUCAUCCCCUUCAGUAUUCGUUACGGUGUCACUAACACCCAUACAUACUUGUAUGGCUACCUGUAUGUACUGGUACGGGGUGUAAGUGACGUCGUAACGAAUACUGAAGGGGCCGAUUUAGCUCAUUAUUCUGAGUUAAUAUCAAGUGUAAUUUUUGAUCGCAAAAGUAUAGAAUUGAAAAUAAUUAAAAAAAUAAUAAAAAAUCAUUAAUUUUGCGACGGAAAAUUCCACGUGAUUUUAACUCAGAAUCAUGGUCUGAAUCAUCCCCCUUAGUAUUCGUUACGAUGUCACUAACACCCAGUAUACGUCCCACUGCUGGGCACAGGCCUCCCCUCAAUCAACCGGAGGGGAUAUAUUCUUAUUAUAAAAAUAAUUAAUUUUGUAUGAAAAAGAAAAUAUAAUUAUUACAUUUCUAUAGCAUCAUCAUCAUUCAUUUCAUUUUUAUUAUUAUAUUUUUAUUUUUAAUAUAUAUGAUUUAUAUUAUAAAAAAAAAAUAAAAAAAAAAAAAUAAAUAAAAUAAUUUUAUUUCAGACAGAUGCCCAUAUUUGUUAGUGUUUCUAUAGCAUUCAUUAACCGACUUCAAAAACCUUCGCACACGGGGUAACUCCAGUUUCCUAGUAAAUAUAAUUACUUAUUAAGUAAUUUAAACUGGGAUUUACUCACGACGAAACUCAAGUUACGGGUUACCAAACAUUUUUUUUUCAGUCCCGGCAAGGGUAAAUAAAUACAGGGUGUUAGUGGCAUCGUAACGAAAACUUAGAGAGAUGAUUCAGACCUUGAUUCUGAGUUGAUAUCAAGUAGAAUUUUCCGUCGCAAAAGUAUGAAACCGAAAAUAAUUUACCACUAAAGUUUUCAUGAAUAUUCCGACACGAAAUUUCACUGGAUAUCAACUCAGAAUAUUGAGCUGAAUCAUCCCCAUUCCCCAUCAGUAUUCGUUACGGUGUCACUAACACCCAUACGUACUUGUAUGGCUACCUGUACGUACUCAUUAUGGAUAUACGGGGAGUAAGUGACAUCGUAACGAUUACUUAGGGGGAUGAUUCAGCUCAAUAUUCUGAGCUAAUAUCAAGUGGAAUUUUCCGUUGCAAAAGUAUAAAAUUAAAAAUAAUUUAAAAUAAAACAAUAAAAAUUUAAUUUUGCGACGGAAAAUGAUGAGCGGAAUCAUACCUACAAUGCUUUGAAAAGUCUACCUGAUUUUAUACUUAGGUAUUAUUUUUUAAAUGUAGCAACUUUCUUAUAUGGAAAUAUUGACACUGGUUUCCUAGUUAGAUUCUAGCGUCGAGAGCGACUAGUUAGUAACGCAUUAAUAACUGUUAGACUCAUGUGCGAGCUUGUAUUGAAAUCUUCUAUCUUGUGGGUUGUGAGGUGAGUUACCAACCUCAACAACCCUGGUGUCAGGGUUAUUAUUAUUCAUAACCUCAGGGUUAUAGCUUACUUUCAGAUAAUCAGGUGAUCAGCCUGUAAUGUCCUAACCAAACUGGGGAUCACAAGGAUGAUUUUUGUGAUAUGUGUCCCGCUGGGAUUCGAACCCGGGACCUCCGGAUCGUGAGCUCAACGCUCAACCACUGGACCACAGAGGCAGUUGUAUUGAAUUGAUGGGUGUGGACGCAAAGGAAACCAGUUAGUAAGUUUAUUUUAGGCUUUCCCGUGUGCAAUGGUGUUUUGAUAAUGUAGUCAUGAGUAAUAUCAUGUAUUCACUUUAGACCCUGUCGCGCUUUCAUAUUUGAUAUUUAAUGAGACUUACGGUUUAAUUUGUCAAAAAAGUUAAUGUGACAUGGUAUCAAAGUGUAUACACAUUAGUACUCGUGACUGUACACCCGUAUUCUAAGAUGUUAACUCGAACUUUCCUCGACUCUAUCUUCACCUCCCGACCAUUUGAGGCGAUCUUAAGAAAAACCUCCAACUCAGCUCAAAAUCGGUUUUCUUAGACGGCGGCGCCUGAACUUUAUCUCGAGUUCACUCCAGUAAGGCAUGACGUCAUUAAUUUCGCAUUUUGUUGGCAGUACGAUAUGCUCGAGAUACAGGCUGAGUAGAUAGAUGAUAUUCUCGACUCCAUUGAGUAAAAUCCUCAACUCGAAAUCUGCAUUCAAUCUGAUUGACGUGUCACCUGUCUGACUGACAACUUAAUUCUGUCGGGUUAUUGGCCAAUACAAAAUUUUGGGAGUGUUUUUAAAUUUUUUCCAUAAAUUGUAAGCCUGUCGAUUGCCCGUCCGUUUCCUUUUCAGUGGAUAACAGGUAUAACUUAAAAUCGAUGGUGCUUACGGGAAUCAGCCCCAAUACCAACUUAAAAUGCUUAGCUGAG
This is a messenger RNA of Pectinophora gossypiella (pink bollworm), 3158 nucleotides long. Its product is annotated as zinc finger CCHC domain-containing protein 24-like. Lineage: Eukaryota; Metazoa; Arthropoda; Insecta; Lepidoptera; Gelechiidae. The record is from RefSeq and is a predicted model, not a curated record. The transcript has 4 exons. The coding region runs from base 200 to 664 and encodes 154 amino acids.